Molecule: messenger RNA, 3173 nt
Organism: Tachysurus fulvidraco (yellow catfish)
Lineage: Eukaryota; Metazoa; Chordata; Actinopteri; Siluriformes; Bagridae
Gene: mcm3
Product: minichromosome maintenance complex component 3
Exons: 17
Coding region: 111-2555 (814 amino acids)
Biological process (GO): double-strand break repair via break-induced replication; DNA strand elongation involved in DNA replication; mitotic DNA replication initiation
Cellular component (GO): MCM complex; nucleus
Molecular function (GO): ATP hydrolysis activity; single-stranded DNA helicase activity; ATP binding
Source: RefSeq, a predicted model, not a curated record
AAAAGUUCCACAUUCUGCACGGGGCAGUAAGACAGUCAUCUGCGGUCUCUGUGCUUUAUUGUUUUUAUUAUUAUUAUUAUUAUUAUUAUUAUUAUUACAUUUGGUAUAAAAUGGCUGCGGAAGUUGUGGAUGAUCAUGAGGUGAGGGAAGCUCAGAGAGAUUACCUGGAUUUCCUCGAUGAUGAUCAGGAUCAGGGGAUCUAUCAGAGUAAAGUCCGGGACAUGAUCAGUGAGAAUAAAUUCCGUCUCAUCGUCAACAUUAACGACCUGCGGCGCCGCAAUGAAGCACGCGCUGCUAAACUGUUGAGCAACGCAUUCAACGAGCUCCUGGCUUUCCAGCGUGCUUUGAAGGAUUUGGUUGCGUCUGUCGAUGCCACAUACGCCAAGCAGUUUGAGGAGUUUUUCAUCGGACUGGAGGGCAGCUUCGGGAGCAAACACGUCACUCCUCGUACCCUCACCUCCCGCCUGCUGGGCUCCAUGGUGUGUGUGGAGGGAAUCGUUACCAAAUGCUCUCUCGUGCGCCCCAAGGUAGUACGAAGUGUCCAUUAUUGUCCAGCAACCAAGAAGACGUUAGAGCGCAAAUACACAGACAUGACCUCACUGGAUGCCUUCCCUUCCAGCGCCAUCUACCCGACUAAGGAUGAAGAAAACAACCCCCUGGAGACAGAGUUUGGUCUGUCUAUCUAUAAAGACCAUCAGACUAUCACAGUUCAGGAGAUGCCUGAGAAGGCUCCGGCUGGCCAGCUGCCUCGCUCGGUGGACAUCAUCCUGGACAACGACUUGGUGGAUGCUGCCAAGCCAGGAGAUCGUGUGCAGAUCGUCGGCACCUACCGCUGUCUGCCGGGCAAGAAGGGAGGCUUCACCUCUGGUACCUUCAGGACCAUUAUGAUAGCUUGCCAAGUGAAGCAGAUGAGCAAAGAGGUCACUCCGUACUUCUCAGCUGACGACGUGGCGAAGAUCAAAAACUUCAAAUCUCGCACCAUGAAUGUGUUCGACCAGUUGGCUCGCUCUUUGGCUCCCAGUAUCCAUGGUCAUGAGUACAUCAAGAAGGCUAUACUGUGUAUGCUGCUUGGUGGAGUAGAGAAGGUUCUAGAAAAUGGAUCACGCCUCCGUGGGGACAUCAACGUCCUCCUUAUAGGCGAUCCCUCUGUAGCGAAGUCACAGCUACUGCGCUACGUGCUACAUACAGCACCUCGUGCUAUCGCCACCACGGGUCGCGGCUCAUCGGGUGUCGGUCUCACUGCAGCCGUCACCACCGACCAAGAGACAGGUGAGCGGCGGCUGGAGGCCGGCGCCAUGGUGCUGGCUGAUCGAGGCGUGGUCUGCAUCGACGAAUUCGACAAAAUGUCUGACAUGGACCGAACUGCGAUCCACGAAGUCAUGGAGCAGGGGCGUGUCACCAUCGCCAAGGCGGGGAUCCAUGCUCGUCUGAACGCCCGCUGUAGCGUCCUGGCAGCAGCCAACCCUGUAUACGGCCGGUACGAUCAGUAUAAAACCCCCAUGGAGAACAUCGGGCUGCAGGACUCUCUUUUGUCUCGUUUCGAUUUGCUGUUCAUCGUGUUGGAUCAGAUGGACCCCGAACACGACCGUGAGAUUUCCGACCACGUUCUGCGUAUGCACCGGUACCGGGACCCUCGCGAGCAAGAAGGAUCAGCGAUGGCUCUGGGUGGUACGGUGGAUGUGUUGGCCACCGACGACCCCGACGUGGUGCAGGAAGAAGAGGAGGCGCUUCAGGUGUAUGAGAAACAUAACCAUCUUCUCCAUGGCAGCCGGAGACACAAGGAUCGAGUGCUGAGCAAAGAGUUCAUGAGGAAGUACAUUCACGUUGCCAAGGUGAUCAACCCGGUAUUGACCCAAGAAGCAGCCAAUCACAUCGCAGAGGAAUACACGCGACUGCGGAACCAGGAGCAGCUGGGCUCGGAUAUCGCCCGGACCUCCCCGGUGACAGUCAGGACUCUGGAGACUCUGAUCCGCCUGGCCACGGCACACGCCAAGGCUCGCAUGAGCAAAUCUGUGGAGCUCGUGGACACGGAGGUGGCUGUGGAGCUAGUUCAGUUUGCCUACUUUAAAAAGGUUCUUGAGAAGGAGAAGAAGCGUAGGCAAGGAGAGCGUGAUGCGGACUCUGACGACGAGGAGGAGGAGGAGGAGGAAGAUCAAGGCACUCCCAGACAACAAAGGAAGAGGAGGCGGCGUUCGACCGAGCGCAGGCCGUCACAGAGCAGCGAAACCUACGACCCUUAUGACUUCACCACCGAGGCAGAAGUACCUCAGAUCCAAUCUCCGGCUCCUGCGAGACCUAGUGAGGAGCCCAUGGAGACGCCCGAGCAAAACGGCCAUACAGAGCUAACAGCAGAUAGGCUGAAGGAGUUCAAAGCCGCCUUGCUGGAGGUCUUCCGCGCUGCACACGCUCAGUCGGUGGGCAUGAACGCUCUAAUGGGAGAGAUCAACAAGGACCGCUCUGCUCCGUUCGGGAAGCCCGAGGUCCAGGCCGCUCUCGCGCGGAUGCAGGACGACAACCAAGUCAUGGUAGCUGAUGACAUCAUCUUCCUCAUUUAAAGAGGAUGGGAAGAGAGAACGGAGGAAAUGAGAACACUGCAGAGUGUGGACUUUUUUUUUUGCACAUACGCAUUUGGACACGGACGCUUCGACUCUUUUGUAAUUCACAUGCAUAGCUUUCAUUUCAACGACAGCCUACUUUGUGCAUAAGCAUGUUUAUUGCUGUGAUUUUUAUUGUUUUAUAUGUUGGUUUUUUUUCAGCUUUUAAGAAAAAAAUACUAAAAAUUAUUCAGCUAUUUCCAUUUUGAUCAAGUCGUGGUGUGUGUGUGUGUGUGUGUGUGUGUGUGUGUGUGUGUUGUCUAUUGCUCAAAGAAGGUUAUGUUUUAGUUCACUGGAAAAAUAAAUGAGCUUUCGACUUCUUUUCAGUUUGAUUGACUGGUUGGUUUUUACCAGUUUCUCUUCAUCCUUAAUGUAGAUAAAGUAUUCCAACACAAUUCAGCUCCCACGGUAAAGUACAGAUUUUGUGACUCAGAUAUUUUUUAAAAAAUCCGGAAACAUUUCUGUGGCUUUCCGCUUCUGUUACUUUUUGCAUAAUCCCGACAUAUUCAUUAGGAUCAGACGUUCUGUUAAUCCUGAAUGUAAAUCAUUAAAGCUUGUGGUACACAAGAGCAGUCAUUA